This is a messenger RNA of Dibothriocephalus latus, 444 nucleotides long. Lineage: Eukaryota; Metazoa; Platyhelminthes; Cestoda; Diphyllobothriidea; Diphyllobothriidae. The record is from the annotation of a GenBank genome assembly.
GACUGCGAGGUGUACGCAUAUCUCCUGGAGCAGAUAAGCCCACCCGAAAAGAAACCAUUCCUUCAUUCGGCACAGGCCAUUUUGGACGCCGUAGAUCUGGUACAGAGGGCUGAAAUGGUCCUGCAGAAUGCAGAAAAGCUCAACUGCCGAGUGUUUGUACAACCAAAAGACAUCAUAGCCGGCUCCCAGAAGCUCAACCUAGCAUUUUUGGCCAAUCUCUUCAACACGAACCCUGCGCUUGAGAAGGCCGCCAAAGCUGAAUCACCGCCAAUUAUUGAGGAGACAAGGGAGGAAAAAAGUGAGUCUCCCCACUGCCCUUGCCUCUGCGUGUGGUGCGGCUGCCUUGCAAAGGCCAAAAACAUCCGAGUAGCACGCGUGUGGUUUCGCGGUAGCUAUGACCUUAGUGGUAUGGACAAGAUAAGAGCAAAGUACCUAGCUGAAUGA